CACACUACGUCCCCCUGUUUCACUCCUAUCUGUUCUGUUCCACUCUUGAGCUCUGCUGACCCUCAUCAAGGGACCCAAGAAGACAAUGGCCAUAACUGGAGACACAGUGUUAGGGUUUUUCAUCACAGUGGUCCUGCUGUGCUGUCAGGAAUCAUGGGCUAUCAAAGAGGAUCAUGUGAUCAUCCAGGCCGAGUUCUACAUGGAACCUGACUCAACCGGCGAGUUCAUGUUUGACUUUGAUGGUGAUGAGAUCUUCCACGUGGACAUACAAAACAGGGAGACAGUCUGGCGGCUGAAAGAAUUUGGCACCUUUGCCAGUUUUGAGGCUCAGGGUGCAUUGGCCAAUAUCGCUGUGGACAAAGCCAACCUGGAAAUUAUGAUGAAGCGCUCCAAUUACACCCCGAAUACCAACGUACCUCCAGAGAUGACUGUGUUCCCGAACAAAGCUGUGGAACUGGGAGAGCCCAAUAUCCUCAUCUGUUUCAUUGACAAGUUCUCCCCACCUGUGCUCAAUGUCACGUGGCUUCGAAAUGGGAAACCCGUCACAACCGGAGUGUCAGAGACAGUCUUCCUGCCCAGGCAGGACCACCUGUUCCGCAAGUUCUACUACCUCCCCUUCCUGCCCUCAAAUGAGGACUACUAUGACUGCAAGGUGGAGCACUGGGGCUUGGAGAAGCCUCUUAUCCAGCACUGGGAGUUUGAAGCACUGACCCCCCUCCCAGAGACCACAGAGAAUGUGGUGUGUGGCCUGGGCCUGGUUGUGGGUCUGGUGGGCAUCAUUGUUGGGACCGUCCUCAUCAUCAAGGGCGUGCGCAAGGGCCAAGCUGCUGAACGCCGAGGGCAGCUGUGAGGCACUUGCAGGUGGGUGUGGGAAUGGACUUGCUUACGGAGAAGAUCAAUGAAGAGAUAUCUGCUUUAAUAUCUUUACACACCUGGCACUUCUCCAGAUGUUCACCUCAGUGAGGACAACCAUUCUUCAGCACUUCCAGCCCCUAAAUCAGUCUACGAGGGGUGAUGCCUGCGUCUUAGUCUCUCCGUAUUCCAGGAUCUGGUUGGGCUGCCCUGUCCGUUGCCCCUUUCUACAUCUGCUUUCCCUCCAUUUCCCAUUACCUUUUUUACUAUCAGCGAUGCCCCUGCAAUGAUAGGCCAUAAGAUCCUUUCUUUGCUAUGAUAGCAUCUCCUGUAUAUUUCUUGCUUGGGAUUUCAAACUGUAGUUGUGUUUUUUCUAAAUACAAUAAAUAUUGGCUGAGUAUAGGUGGA
This is a messenger RNA of Pipistrellus kuhlii (Kuhl's pipistrelle), 1260 nucleotides long. Its product is annotated as HLA class II histocompatibility antigen, DR alpha chain. Gene Ontology annotation, biological process: immunoglobulin production involved in immunoglobulin-mediated immune response; immune response; positive regulation of T cell activation. The coding region runs from base 86 to 850 and encodes 254 amino acids. The transcript is spliced from 5 exons. NCBI's taxonomy places the organism in Eukaryota, Metazoa, Chordata, Mammalia, Chiroptera, Vespertilionidae. The record is from RefSeq and is a predicted model, not a curated record. Gene Ontology annotation, cellular component: MHC class II protein complex; membrane. Gene Ontology annotation, molecular function: MHC class II protein complex binding.